Messenger RNA from Penicillium chermesinum, 786 nucleotides. RefSeq names its product sterol desaturase family protein. The transcript has a single exon. Gene Ontology annotation, biological process: ergosterol biosynthetic process. Lineage: Eukaryota; Fungi; Ascomycota; Eurotiomycetes; Eurotiales; Aspergillaceae. Bases 1 to 786 code for a protein of 261 amino acids. Gene Ontology annotation, molecular function: iron ion binding; C-4 methylsterol oxidase activity. The record is from RefSeq and is a predicted model, not a curated record.
AUGUCUGCUGCACUCGACUAUGUGGAUGAGCGGCUUGAUACGUUUGCAGCUCUAUGGGCUGCAGUAGUCGCGACUUGGUCACCUCAAAAGAUUGAGUUUGUGGGUACUCUGCUGACACAGGUUGUAUCUUUCUGGAUUCCUUCGAUCAUCUAUCUAUGCCUGGAUUAUAUUAUGCCUUCUUUCUCAGAACGGCACAAGAUCCAGCCCGCACCUAAGCAGCCAACUCGGCAGGACAUUGUGCGUUGCUUCGUGGUGGUAACCCAGAAUCAACUCUUGUCUUCGGUUCUUCAUGCAACCCUUCUCCUCGUGUCGAGCCAGGCAGGAUCAAGUUCCUCCUACCGUAUCGAGGCUUCUUUACCAGGUGCAGGGGAACUCAUUCGUGAUUUUGUCAUCUGCCUGCUCCUACGCGAGACGUUGUUCUACUAUAGCCAUCGCCUGUUACACGUCCCGUCUCUCUAUCGACGCAUCCACAAGAAACACCACAAAUUCACUGCGCCCAUUGCAUUGGCCGCGCAAUAUGCCCAUCCCGUCGAACAGAUUUUUGCCAAUGCACUUCCUAUCUCACUGCCGCCGCAACUACUCAGGAGCCACGUCCUGACCUUUUGGGUAUUUUUGGCGUGGGAAUUGUUCAACACUGCGACUGUCCAUAGUGGAUAUGACUUUUUUCACAACAAGGCCAAAGACCACGAUCUUCACCACGAGAAGUUCAAUUUAAACUAUGGGUCAAUCGGGCUGCUGGACUCAAUACAUGGCACAAACAAGCUUGGAAAGCGACACUCGGAUUAG